Cajanus cajan (pigeon pea) is the source of this 793-nucleotide messenger RNA. Lineage: Eukaryota; Viridiplantae; Streptophyta; Magnoliopsida; Fabales; Fabaceae. The record is from RefSeq and is a predicted model, not a curated record.
GAACCUUAAAGUUGAGGUAUUUUCCACCAACAAAACUAACUUUUCACCUCAGCUAAAUCUGCCACCUCCACCUGAAUCUCAAUUUGAUUCUCAUCCUACACAUCCACCUCAAUCUCAUAGUCAACCGACACAUGCUUCUCAGCCUGAUUCUCAACCUUCACUUGCAUCACCAUUUGGUUUUCAGCCUAUACUUAGUAAUGAACUAGAGUCUAACUUUGAUAGUGAAGAGGAAGCGAAUGAAAACAUUGAAAUUCAAAAAUCGCAACCUAUAGCUCGUAAGAGAGCCUGGACAGUUGAUGUGAUUGAUGACCAAGGCACAAAGAACACAAAGCCACUUACGGUGAAUGAUGUUUGGUCGUUGCCUUCUAACGAAAGGGCUGUUGUAGAAUGGAAUGAUGAAGACCAAGCAAUUGCAAAUAGUGGAGCAUUGUUAAAUAGGUUCUUAGGUCACCUUGCAAGAGACUCUGAUGUAUUCCCUAUCAGUUAUACUAGUUGGAAGAAGAUUCCUAAAGACUACAAGCAAAAUGUACUUAAGGACAUCAUUCAAGCUAAGUUUGAAGUUGAGCAUGAUCUUCACGUGGCUUAUAUCUUCAAAUCACUUAACAUAAAAUGGAGAGAGCAUCGUCAAGAAUUGUGGCAACAAAGGGAUGAUGGAACUCAUAAUAGAGAUCAAUUGAUUGCAAUGGUCCCAGAAGGAUUAAAUAAAGAUCAAUGGGCAUCUUUUGUAGACUAUCGUUUAGAUUCAAAAACUAAGAGUCUGGCCGCAAAGUUAGUAGGGGAGAAAUAUGGAUAG